CUCCCCCGCUCGGCUUUCUCACAGCUUUUCCCUCUGCUUCCUGUUCUCAACCACCAUCAUCACUACGAUGUGGGGCACUUCAGAACCUUCUUUACUUCGCUCGGACGACCCAUUCGAUGAGGCUCUCAGGCCACCGCCAGACGAAACGCCAGAGCAAGCCGCCAUUCGUCUUCAGCGGGAAGAAGAAGCGAGGCAAAUCAGUCUGGCGAUUGAUGCCAGUAUCAAGGCAGAACGUCAGGUACGAAAAAAGAAGAGAAUAGUGAGGCUAUUGUUACUGGGUCAGAGUGAAUCAGGCAAAUCUACUACACUAAGACAAUUUCAACGCCUUUACACACCUACCGCUUUUCGAGAAGAACGAAUACUUUGGCGUGCGGUCAUCCAGCUCAAUAUCAUCCGUUCGAUACGCAUAAUUUUGGACGCGAUAUCCCUUCCUACAUUUCCUCAUAUGUCUCCGGGUACCUCUCCGAAACUACAUAAGCGCGACGGCUCGUACCGACGUGAACGUCGACAUUCUAAUGGAACUACUAUGUUCCCAAUGAAUGGAGAGACGACCGGACCCUCUGGGUCAUAUCGGAAUGAUAACGGUUACGCAAAUGGCUACUACCACGCAGAAUUCGUUGAAUCAGACGGCGAAUCAGACCACGGUGGUCGGUCAGAUCAUUCUUCAGUGACGCUUUACUCUUCGCCAUUGGAAGGGUUGAAGUUGAGGCUGUUACCUAUAAAACAUAUGGAAGCUCUCCUUGUCGCCAAACUUGUUCCGCCGAACGAAGACGAGGCCACACAACUUCCUGUGCCAUCUCAUCCAGUACGACAACCCCCCCUGGCGUACAGAACCCAGGAGGUAUUCGUGCGACCAGGAGCUGGAUGGAAGGGUGCUCUUUCUAGAGCUCGCGUUGAUUCUUCCAGCGCGAGCCUUGAAGGAAGCGAUGAGGAUCAUUUAAGAAUCGGGCGGCCUAGCAGCGCUGGUGACGCAGGGUUGGAGAAUGCAGAUGAGCCCCAACAAGUGCUCUACCAAUGUCGGAGAGACAUCAUGGCUCUUUGGAAUGACGAAACUGUGCGGACGAUUCUAGCUCGGAGGAAGAUACGUCUAGAGGAAUUCCCUGGAUUUUUCUUAAACGAUCUAGAACGCGUGACAUCUCUCAAGUACACGCCUACUGAAGACGAUGUGCUCAAGGCUCGCCUAAAAACCGUUGGUGUGUGCGAGUACAAAUUUGAAAUGGAAAUCCGCCCAGGAAGAGACACUCCAUCAGAAUGGAGAAUAGUUGAUGUCGGUGGAAGCAGGUCUCAGGUAGAAUCCUGGGUCCCCUUUUUCGAUGACGUUGAUGCUAUCAUCUUUUUGGCCCCCAUAUCAGGGUUUGACCAGGUUCUCGCUGAGGACCGUACAGUCAACCGUCUCGAAGACUCUGUUCUGCUAUGGAGGGCUGUUUGUUCGAACAAGCUCCUGACCAACGUCGACCUAGUACUGUUCCUGAAUAAGUGCGACAUACUGGAGCAUAAGUUGAAAUCAGGCAUCAAAGUGUCGAAGUAUAUCAGAACUUACGGAGACCGCCCCAAUGAUGUCGACAACGUCAGCAAAUACCUUCGCAGCAAAUUCAGCGCUAUCCAUCGAGAAUAUUCUCCAAGUCCGAGGAAGUUCUACGCAUUCUGUACUUCCGUAACUGACACGGCCACGACUGCUGGAAUAAUAGCGAGCGUUCGGGACAUGGUCAUCCGACAACAUCUCAAGCAAUCGAAACUACUCUCAUGACGACUCACUUGUACCGCCAAUCUACCAUCUGGUAUCUUCUAUGUUUAUCCUGAACAAUCUCGAUCUCAAUCUGUAGCAAAGCAUCAUACACCCGCUCACAUUCCUUUCUUCUCAUCUAAAGUCAUUGUAUCACCACUUUUUGCAUCUCCCCUCUUCACCUCUCACUGUUAUUUUUUCGCUCUAUCUUCUUUGUCAUCCUCCGUUCCAGCUUCUCAUGCCAUACCUUCCCUUUUCAAUUAUCUCCCGCGCUCGCACAACGCAAUCUAUCAUCCAUGCUGUGUUUUAUUCACUUAGACAUGCUCUGUUACUCGUUAGCUACCUUCCCUCCGUGUGUUUCCUCUCAUCAUUAUUUCCUAUCAUGAUAGUUUUAUGCUCAUAUUCACGAUUUUCACGUUCAUUGUUCACGAUACCUAAACGGUUGCUGCUCUACUUUCUACAUACAAUCUCUCUCUUCCUCUUCAUAUUGGCAUUACAGAAUAACGAGGAUUGCGGGUACGUAUACCCUGCCCCCGUUAAAUAUUCUUUUUUUUUUCGCUUAAAAACCCUUCUAUCAUCGGGUCACUGUAUAUAUAUGUCCACAUUUCAUAUGUAAUCAAUCUGUGUAUAGUGGAGGUACACGAUCCAUGUAGUUUGCCUUGCUCA
Messenger RNA from Marasmius oreades (fairy-ring Marasmius), 2389 nucleotides. RefSeq lists its product as uncharacterized. The record is from RefSeq and is a predicted model, not a curated record. The transcript is spliced from 12 exons. Gene Ontology annotation, biological process: adenylate cyclase-activating G protein-coupled receptor signaling pathway. Gene Ontology annotation, cellular component: heterotrimeric G-protein complex. NCBI's taxonomy places the organism in Eukaryota, Fungi, Basidiomycota, Agaricomycetes, Agaricales, Marasmiaceae. The coding region runs from base 68 to 1747 and encodes 559 amino acids. Gene Ontology annotation, molecular function: GTPase activity; G protein-coupled receptor binding; guanyl nucleotide binding.